AUGACUUCCAACAUCACUAUUGAGGAGACUUCGAUCUCUCAACCAGGAGAGACACGCCUGUAUUUUCAGCAAAAUGGUCAAAUGAUCUCUCCUUGGCACGACAUCCCCUUGUUCGCGGAUCGAGAGUAUGGAAUUCUAAAUAUGGUUGUGGAGAUUCCGCGAGAGACGAACGCAAAGAUGGAGAUCACGAAGGAAAUUAGCCUCAACCCGAUCAAGCAGGACAUUAUAAAAGGAAAGCCGCGAGAGCUCGCCGAUGUACCUCCGUUCCGUGGCUAUCCUUGCAACUACGGUGCCAUUCCACAGACCUGGGAAGACCCCAAUGCUAUUGACUCUCACACCGGCGUCGCAGGAGACGAUGACCCACUGGACGUUUGCGAAAUUGGCAAUCACGUUGCCAAAUGUGGUGACAUUAAGAAGGUGAACCCGCUAGGGGCUUUUGCUGUACUAGACGAAGGGGAAACAGAUUGGAAAAUCGUCGCCAUCGAUGUCAGCAAUCCUCUUUCUGAGAAGAUGACAGAUAUUGGAGACGUGGAAAAACACCUGCCUGGAUAUUUGGAGUCCCUGAAAACUUGGUAUUGCAACUACAAGGUGUCGGAUGGAAAGGAACCAAAUACCAUUGCGCUUGAUGGGAAGCUUAUGGAUCGGCAGUAG
This is a messenger RNA of Penicillium pulvis, 651 nucleotides long. RefSeq names its product inorganic pyrophosphatase. Gene Ontology annotation, cellular component: cytoplasm. The transcript is spliced from 3 exons. Bases 1 to 651 code for a protein of 216 amino acids. Gene Ontology annotation, biological process: phosphate-containing compound metabolic process. Lineage: Eukaryota; Fungi; Ascomycota; Eurotiomycetes; Eurotiales; Aspergillaceae. Gene Ontology annotation, molecular function: magnesium ion binding; inorganic diphosphate phosphatase activity. The record is from RefSeq and is a predicted model, not a curated record.